Molecule: messenger RNA, 261 nt
Organism: Colletotrichum siamense
Lineage: Eukaryota; Fungi; Ascomycota; Sordariomycetes; Glomerellales; Glomerellaceae
Exons: 1
Coding region: 1-261 (86 amino acids)
Source: RefSeq, a predicted model, not a curated record
AUGGUUCAGCAUAUUGUCAACAUUGCCGACAGAUUGGAUGGCAACGAGGCAGUUGCCGCAAGCGACCAGGAUAGCAACGGAGAGGAUGACGAAAGCCCCAGAGGCUACACUCACAACGCUUCCGAUCAUGUUAAGACUCAACAUCGACCCAUGGGCCCGAUGGAAAAGAAACGAAGAAGCGGCAUCGCCCAACUGCAGAACCAGCGUGAAGCUAAGAAAGAGAAGAAACUCCCCAUUGUGUCUUCUCCGGCAGAGAAGUGA